Molecule: messenger RNA, 2887 nt
Organism: Oncorhynchus mykiss (rainbow trout)
Lineage: Eukaryota; Metazoa; Chordata; Actinopteri; Salmoniformes; Salmonidae
Product: ras-related protein Rab-24
Molecular function (GO): GTPase activity; GTP binding
Source: RefSeq, a predicted model, not a curated record
AAAGAAGACCCCGUACAGUAGGUGGCGGCCAUACACCAUAGGUGUAGCCUGCCCUAAAACUUUAAAGAAGAAGUAGUGGCCUCAUAACAAAGCCUCUUGGAUUUUUGUAUUUAGCUUGAUUGCUAACAAAUGAGGUCUAGAAGUUCAAGUCGAGUAAGCUUUGCCAUAUGACAUAGCAAUGGCAUAGGCUAUAUAAAUGUUAGGGAUGUUUCUGUAGCUUGUCAUUUUAGUUUUUAGCUAAAAUGUAUGUUGCUGACUACACCAAGUGGCUCAAACAUUGGCUGGCUAGCUAACUCUUAACGAAAUGUUCAUAUUUUAAGAGCUAUUCGACCAUUUACCUAUACUGUUAAUCUGACUCGGCUCUGAUUCUUCAAUUUGAACACAUUUAGCUGAGUUUAUCAAGACGCAAUUCAGCAUCCUGGUCUACCCCUCUCCAGCUCCUCCUCUCCUUUCUUGUCCUGGUCCUGUGCACUAUGACCAUGCGUGUGGAUGCAAAAGUUGUUAUGCUUGGUAAAGAGAGUGUGGGCAAGACCAGCCUUGUGGAGAGAUAUGUUCACCACCGGUUUCUUGUCGGCCCCUACCAGAACACUAUUGGGGCUGCAUUUGUUGCCAAACCAAUCCAGGUUGGAGACAAGGUGGUUACACUGGGAAUAUGGGACACGGCUGGAUCAGAGCGCUACGAGGCUAUGAGUAGAAUCUACUACAGAGGAGCAAGGGCUGCCAUUGUCUGCUAUGAUUUGACGGACACCAGCAGUUUCCAGCGAGCUAGAUUCUGGGUGAAGGAGCUGCAAAACUGUGACAAGCACUGCAAGAUAUACCUGUGUGGCACAAAGAUUGACCUGAUUGAGAGUGACCGGGGCCUGCGGCAAGUAGACUACCAUGACGUUCAGGACUUUGCUGACGAGAUUGGGGCUAAACAUUUUGAAACAUCCAGUAAAACAGGAAACAACGUGGAUGAGCUGUUCCAAAAGGUUGCAGAGGACUACAACAGCAUCUCCUUUCAAUUAUUGACCGAAGAGACCGGUGUUGACUUGGGUCAGAAGAAGGACUCUUAUUUCUCUUCCUGCUGCCACAGUUAAGCCUUUACUGGAUGGACAGCGAUCACUUGCUGUAAAACCAACCUGGAAAUGCAGGAUGGAUGCUACACAUCCCACCUGGAGCCUGUCCAUUUAAAACAGAGAAAGAAAGAGAGGAGUCCAAACAGUGUUGCUGUUUUUUUUGGUAGCUUUUUUCAGUUGUCCCAUAGACGAUUACAUGCUCACUGCAUUUAAAGGAGUCAUCACAAUAGUUUGAUGCGACCCCUCUCCCAUGACAAAGGACCUGCCAAGAGCGAUAUCUGAAUGAAGCAUACGAGGAACUAGCACCUCAACCCCACUAAUUAUUUUUUGAUUUCCUCAGUGUCUAUCAACCCACCUUAUAUAAAUGAAUUAUGCUGAUGACACAAAUGGCCUUCAUCACUCAGUCAAAUGCCUUGAGUGAGUGUGCUUCUUAAUGACUUGAUUUGAAUAAGCAUUCUGUGAACACUGUUUUCAUUGUCUACUCUUCAUGGUGAAAUGUACUUGCCAAACUAUGUACCUGAACAUUUAUUGUCAUCUAAUGUGUUUUUCUUUGCGUCAUAAAUUCUGAUACAGUUGAAAGUAUGGAAUGCAACUAGAAAGAUUGCACCAACACAGGAAAAAGCUUGUGGGUAAAUGUAAUAUGAUAGUUAUGUCGCCAUGGCUAAAAGUACAAGAUAUAGCUUAUGUGGUCCUCUGUAAGUCAGUUGGUAGAGCAUGGCCCUUACACCGCCAGGGUUGAGGGUUUGAUUCCCUGGGCCACCCAUAUGUAAAAUAUAUGAACGCCUUACUGUAAGUCACUUUGGAUAAAACUGUCUGCUAAAUGGCUUAUUUAUAUAUAUAUAUAUAUAUAUAUACUAUAUAUAUAUAUAUAUACUAUAUAUAUAUAUAUAUAUAUACUGUAUAUACACUCAAAGAAACCCUACAUACAGCUAUGUUAACUAAUGUUCAAUGUAAUCUCCAAGUCACUAUUUCAAUGUUACGGACGCCUCAUCACCGUGGCUGACCAUUGUCGUUACUCCACACAAGUUGCAAUUUUCUGUGAAUGUGUUGUUACUGUUUACACUUUUCAAGAAACCUUUGACCUUUUGAGACAGUCUAGCCAAUGGCAGAUUUUUACUUGAUUUUACCAAUGUGUGUGAAAAUGUAGCUUAGUUAGAGCUAUUAUUGCAUUUGAGUACAAAUAUAAUUGAAAGAGAAUUCUGAAACCUCUGAGGGUUUAUCUCAGUCCCACUGAAGUUGUGCCUGUAGGGUACUAGAAGUAAGCAGCAUCAAUGGGCCCACAGGCAUGAAUCACAUAUCCAUCAUUAGCUGUGUAUAGAAGGCUCCAUUCAAGUGUACAUACACUUCAUCAAACAUGUUAUUGUUUACACACACACACACAGCACCUUCUAGUGGUGCCACUCCCCAGGAUGCAGAACUGGUGCCUGAGAAAGAGGACUAGUUCACACACACAGCACCUUCUAGUGGUGCCACUCCCCAGGACGCAGACCUGGUGCCUGAGAAAGAGGACUAGUUCACACACACAGCACCUUCUAGUGGUGCCACUCCCCAGGACGCAGACCUGGUGCCUGAGAAAGAGGACUAGUUCACAUUCACAGCUCAUUUGUAUGAAUGGUUUACAGGACUGUUAUUGCAAGGGGCACAGGCACAAAGCAAGAGGUUGUUUGCAGUCCCACGUCUAUUUGAUGCCUUGAAGAUAUUAUAACAUGUAUAUAGUCCCAACACCAUUACAGGUCCACAGAGAGUCAGUCGGCUGAUAUGAUCAUUCAUUGUGUGGACUGUUUUGUAGCAUGUUGUAAAUUGAAAAAAUAAAGACUAGAUUUCUGCAA